GCGAACGCGUGCGGUAGACAUUUCGCGAUUAACUAAAUGAGUGUUAUGUACCGUUUUGGUUGAAAGAAAAAGCAUAACUGUAGUAUGUGUGUGUGAGUGCACAUUUGAAGCAGUUUUUACGGUUUCCGAAGAAAGUAAAUAAAAACAGUCACGUUGUGUUACAAUAACAACAACCAGUGAAAUCACAAAGUCUUACAACAUCAUACUUUGUUUAUUGGCAUGUGCAACAACAAUAAAUACAACUAACGGUAGUGGAUAAAAUUGAAAUUGUGCCAAAUUUAUUUCAGCGUGUGCUUUUUUUCACUCGCGCGUGUGUGUGUGUAGGCUUAUUUGUGCUGUUAAUAUUUAACACUCACAACUACAUUGACAUACAAACAAACAUCUUUUGAGUUGUGUGUAUUCUGCCAUAGUCUACUGUGCUACUGUAAAAGUCACCGUUAUAAUAAAACAUUUUUUGCACAAAAUGUCACUGCAUAACGUCGCAUCGUUGCAGUUUUGGCUGGUCAUCCUUUUGGGGUUAAGCCACUUUGGCACGCGAACCGAAGCACGUGCGGUCAAUGUCAGCAACACUUGGACUAUGCCGCAAGAGGGACUCAAUGUCUUCUACCGUUUCUUCCGCGAUCGAAUAUCUUGGUUUGAGGCCGACGCUGUGUGCCAAUUUCAUCACGCCAAUCUAGUGACAGUUGAUAACAGUUUCCAAUUUGAUGCAACACGCGAUCUUCUUCGUGAACUGGAUGUGAACGACAUUGUUUGGAUCGGUUUGAUGAGACCGCAGAGUUCUGAACGUUUUAUGUGGUCCAAUUCUCGCCCACUGGUCACCGACACCGGCUACUGGGCUGAAUCGUUGCCACUAAUGGAUGCACCACUCUGUGCCGUUAUUGAUCCCAUACGCGAUUAUCGUUGGCAUGCAUUGCGUUGCGGUGGUCCGGAAACCGCAUCGUUCCUCUGUGAAAUGCCGGUGCCAGCCUGGGCUGAUGCCUGCAUACUCAAGGAUAUGCCCAAUCUUACAAUGCAAUACAUGGCCGAUACUGCAAGCAUUGAGUUGAUACGUAAUUGCGCUGAAGAAGGCCUGCUGAAGCAGUCGUGCAAAGGAAAGCAGGAUCGCGAUCGUGCACUCCGUGAGCUGAUCUGCCCACGGGAACGACUCGAGGCGCAACGCAUCAACGACAUAACCAAUUCCCACUUCAAGUCUUUACAAAUCAUCAACAGCAUACGCACAGACAACAAUGAGAAUAAUGAUAUUGAGUUGCUACCCUUAGGUGAGACAUCUUACGGUUCUUCCAGCAGUAGUGAUAUCUCCGAGCAGGUACCAACUGAAAAGAACACCGUACAGCGGCUGAUCGAACAAUUCAAUGUGGACGAGCUCAUGCAGGCAGAUGAAGCAGCCAUGCCUGUUAGUAGUUAUCACAUACCAGGAGAAAUACCGAAGCCCGUGAAGAAGGCGGCCAAGAAGGUGAUCAUGACAAAUGGUGGUGAGUAUCAGAAAAAGAAUCGUGGACAGAAAUAUGAAGAGAUGACCAUCCAGUUGCCACCACCAACGCCCAAACCCAAGAAGCCACAACAAAUGCUCUCCUUGGAUGACAUGAUGAUGGGUGACCAACCGCAACAAAGUGGUGAGCCGGAGAUGAUGGAGCAUGUCGGUCCGGAGGAAGAUGAGGUCUCUAAUGAAAUAAUGGAACCGUUGCCACAUAAGAAAAAAAUAUUGCCACAGGAUUUGAAGACAAUGGCACCAAUAACGGAGAAGAGUUCUGAAGAAGUCAAAAGCGCAGAACGGUUGCUGGAAAAGAAGGUAAUGUUUAAAACUACUUUAGCACCUGCGACCACUACUACAAGUACUACUACCACAAUGGCACCCGCAACGACGACUACAACAACCACAACCUCUACAACAACAACAACUACAGCACCGACAACAAAUGCUCCCAUCACCACUGCGGCUCCGGUCUCAACUUCGCCGGCAAAAACACAACACUUACCGGAAACAACUACUACAGCAGCACAUCCUCCGACCACAACUACCACACAGUCAUCUUACUUUGGUCUCACCUCGCACACCGCUGAGUCCGAAUCUCAUUCUCAUUCAACUUCCGUGCCAACUGGUAGUCCCACAACAUCACAUAUAUCGCCGAAAUCAACUGAGUUCGACGAUGACGCUGACCCACUCGCCAAUAUCGGCCAUCCCAUGCAUCCCCAACAACAACAUGCUAAUGGAAAAAUUGACGAGUCGCCGCAUCCACACAUGAAGGAGACAGUCGACAAUUCACAUUUCAUACCACCAAUGUUGUUGGUGAAAUCCCAUUAUGUGCCACCGCUAAAGCACAACGAGCAUCCCGGAGCUGAGCAUCAUGGCGCCCCUCUCAACGAGGGGUCAGCAACACAUAGCGGACAUGAAGAUCCGAGAGGAACAACCGGUAAAUCAUUGGCCGACUCCGCACACUACAGCACCACCGCGAGCUCGACGUCUGGGGCUGCAACAACGCACAGCCAACACAUAAAGGCGGAGAAAGUUACUGAUGAGGCUGACGUCGGAACGAUGACCACAAACACAAUGACGGCCACAAUGGCAGCAAUAAAAUCCGGAAUAACAACAACAGGGCGGAUGGAUACAACAACAACCAAAGUUGAUGAAUUAACAAGAAAAGCAAUCGAUAAAUCGACUAUCGAGGAAGCAGGAGAGGAAGAAGUAGGAAAGCAACGGCGACCAAAGGAAGUGCAGUCAGAAACUGUUAAGAUAAUUGACAGCAGAGAUGCGGCGAAGUUGCAAGAACCACAGGUUCGGUUGGGCCAACAGAAGCCGCAGAGACAGGAGGGUAGCAGUGACAAGCUAAGAAAUAUUAAAGCACAAACGCAAACUGGAAUGGAAACCAGGGAUGAUGAUAUGACAGAGAAAAUUGAGAAUGUUAAAGGAGUUGUAGCAGAAAAUCCAACAACAGCAACAACAAUAACAACGAUAGAACCACUACGAACAGACGCGCCUGCCAACGCCGCAAUUAUUAACAGACAGCACUCGCCAUCGACGCCAACAACAAUCACUGUGACUACAACAACAGCGUCAAUAGCAGCAGCAGCUAGCACAGCUACAACAACAAAAACAAUGAAAUCUGCUGACAACAUCGCCUCAAGAGUUGAAAUCGAGAAGCCAGUUAAACGGAUACCACAGACAAAAGAACUGUCAGCGAUGACAAGCAGUGUAAUGGCGGCUGAGGACAGUGUGCUUACUACAGCAACAACAAUAGCAACAACAGCUGAUAAGAUGGAUGAAGCGCAGCAAACAAUAAAAGCCAUAACCGCAACACAAAGGCAACACGAUGAGGAUCACACAAAAGCCGGAGCAGCAGUAAUAACAACAACAACAACAAUAACAGUAGCUGAAUCCAUCUUAGGCCACAACAAGCCGGCCUUAGAGACUAUUCGUCCUUCAACACAAUCCAGCUUGGCAACAACCACAGCGCCAGCUGUUGCUUCCUCCGCCGCUGCAGCCAUCACAGUUCCCACUCAUACAAUUACAACAACCACAGCAUGCAGUAACAGCGAUACAAAUUCUCCAGAAUCGACAACCACUUUCCACGACGCCUUGGACGAAAGCUCUACGAACGCAGAUGUUGCCGACGGCCCAACCGGCGCUGACAAAAAACUCACGCGUGUACAUCGCACUUGCCAACCGCGCAUCGAGAAGACACAGCAUAAGGGUAAGCAGCAUACGAAGCAUCAUGCCGCGCACACCGUGGAAUCACCAACGCCGACACAUAAUUUCAUGAAAGAAGAGACCGAGACGCCACCAUACAAGCCAAAUCGUCAUCGCGUGCUGACCAAACCGGAAACUGUCAGCUAUUUUAAGAAGAUUUUAGGUUAAGCGAGAGAAGUUGUAAGGCGACAAAAUGAGAGGGUAGGAGAGAAGGUAAAGUGCAAAAAAAAAAACGUAAGGUGUGCAUAAGAGAGACGGAGAUAGACAGAAAAAAGUGUAGAAGGAGAGCGAGCGGUUCAAAAGAUAAGGAAUGAGAGAUAAUAGGGAAAGGGGGAAAGGAGAGGACAACGGAGUAGAAUGAAGGAGAGCAGCAUAGUUUGGAUGCAAGAAAAAACCAGAUGUGGUAAAUAUAUGAGGUAAGAUGACCGUUAAGAAUAAAGAGCAGAUGAGACUAGAAUAAUAAUACGAAUGAUAAUGGCAAAAGUAAUCGAGAUGCGUAAAAAUGAACAAGAUUACAAAAUAUCUAAGUUAUAGGUAAACUAAAUUUAAUGCAAUACAAAUUCGGUGUGCAUAGAGAAUUUUAGUAGAACAUCGGUAAUAGGAAUAUGCGAGAAUAAGGAAAGGAGGAUAGGAAAGAAAGAAAGAGGUGGAAAGAGAAGUGGAGAGAGAGAAAAAUUAGUAGAGGGAGAGAAAAAAUGGAGGAGAGAAAAAGCAAGGCACGAGCGAUGGAGAAGCUAAGAGAGAAGAAGAAAGAGUGAGGCGGAGAGAGAGCCGAGGGAGAGAGAGAGAGAAGAGGAUGGAGAGAUAUAUAGGUUUGCGUCUUAUAGUUUAGCCUAAAGUUACAAGGAAUCAUAGUGACCAAUUAUAAAUUGUUUGAAGCUUAAGAAUUUAAAAAUUAUCUAACUGAAAGAAAACUAUAAUGCAGAGGAGAUAAUUUGAAAGGAAAUUAGUAUAGUAUGUCAAUUUGAGAAUAAGUAAAAGUACAGAAAGAAAUCUUUAGAAGCUGUAGCUAAAGGAAAAGAGUCAGAUUUUGAUCUGAAUUCAGCUAAAAUUUUUUAAACGAGAAAAACAAUGGUUUAUUAAUGCAACAAGUUAUACGUAAAGUAACAUAAAUAUCUCUAGGGAGCAAAAUGCGAAUGGGGAAAAGAAAAGGAAGAGUAUGCGAUUUCUGUAUACAACUUCGACAGGGAGAAGAGAUUUAAAAUAAAAGGUUGAAGGUGAGAAGAUAAGGCCAAAUUAGCUGAGUAUGUCAUUGCAUAUAUAUUUACAUAAUUACACAAGCUCACGCGAACAUAAAACCCAAACAAAAUAAAAAUCAAUGGAAAUAAGAAAAACUGUCUACCAAAAACUCCAAUACGUUCAUAUGUUGUUAAACUUUUUUAAUGUGUUUAUGAUAAAAAAAAAUUAAAUGUUAAAAAAAGUUAAAAGUUUCGCAGUUGAUUUUUUCUACAAAGAAUUUCUCUAAGCCAAUGUCAGUGUUGGAUAGUUUAUGUUAUAGCCACAAAAGGAGAGGAAGAGAGCGGAAUUACACCGAGUAGAAAGUUCACUUUAUAAAAAGCGAAACAACAAUAGUUGAAUGUUUUAAGCGAUAUAACUUAAUUUUGAGCACAAAAGUAGUGAAAAAUAUUAGAAAACAAACCUUGUGCCGUUAAGAAGAGAGGUCGUAAUCCAUAGUGGAGCUCUUCAUCAAUCACCUUAUCGUCUCGUCUUUUCUCUGCAAUAUUAAAGAGCUUUGUUUUGUAUUUAUUUCGCUAAACGUUCUGACAAACUACCUUGGUAGAGCUUUGCAAAAUUCUUAGAAAUUAAAAAUCUUCGGUUAGUCAACCAAAAAGUAACCCCAUUUAAAUUAUAAAAAUUUUUAAAUAAUUUUUUAAUUACUAAUUGAAUUUUCAAUGCAAUUUUAGCGAAAAAAUAAAAUAAUUAAAAAAUAAACUUAUUAAAAGUUAAUCGCUCUCUACCGAACAUUGAUGCCGCAAAAUAUACAAAAUACUUAAAAUAUUAUUGAAAUAUUAAGCGCGGAAUACUUGACUACAUUGACAUUGGCAAACAAAAAACCAAGGCUGCAACUUAACGGCAAAUUUCACGUUUAUCAAAAAAUUUCAACCGAUUUGGUUGAACCAUGUGUAAUUGAUGUCGUUAAAGCAGUUAACAAAAUAAAUUUUAACUCGUUUUUAACCGAAACGAAAUGCUGUCGUUAAUGUUAAAUUGUUAACAGAUCAUGUUAAAUCGCUAACAGAUAAUUGAAAAUCUUAACACUGCAGAAUGCUGUUAAUAUCAAAGCAAGCAGCCACUUUUAAAUUAACAUUAACGAUGAGUUUUUGCGGUUUCAACAAUAACAAAUUCUUUUCGUUUCGUUAACAUGACGGCGAAACGAAACGAAACAAUUUUGUUAGGUUUAUUUCUCAUAUUAACGAGUCGAAAUGACAUCUCUACAUAAAACCAAAAUAUGUUUGCAAUUUAUUUCUAAUUGCAAUUAAAUAUUUAUUGUAACAGCAUGGAAAUAAUGCUUUUCUAAUUUCCAUAAAAAAUCAAUUAAAUUUUUCCAAAAAAGUAUGAAAGUGCUCGGAAAGUAUGCAAAACAUUAAUAGCAACAACAACAAAUACAACAACAAGCACACACUAAAUAUAGUGAAAUGAAAAGAGUUUUGCAUGAAAUUACACUCAAAAGCGCACAUAAAACAUAUACACAUAUAUAUGUAUACAUGCAAACAUACAUUCGUAAAAACAAGUGU
Ceratitis capitata (Mediterranean fruit fly) is the source of this 6417-nucleotide messenger RNA. RefSeq names its product mucin-5AC. NCBI's taxonomy places the organism in Eukaryota, Metazoa, Arthropoda, Insecta, Diptera, Tephritidae. The record is from RefSeq and is a predicted model, not a curated record. The transcript has 8 exons. Bases 464 to 3853 code for a protein of 1129 amino acids.